CUUUCAACUUGUUAAUCGGAACGGACUGCGAAUUUGAACAAACGAGCUACUGGGAAGGGACUGUACUCAGCGGGAGACACAGCGGAUUGGUUUGAAACUAUUUCUGCUAGCAAUUCUUUCUUAAUGUCUGUCAAUCCAACGACAUAACGCCCCUCAUUGCAAGAAUCCUUUAAUUGCAUUAAAGUUUUGUUGGGAGAACUGUCCACUUUUCCAGCUACCGUUCACUACUGCUUUGCAUCCAGUUCGGUGAUCUCUGUUUAAUGACAGAAUUUUAGAUGGCAGAAGAACUGUUAAUAUUUUCGCAUGGAAAACUUACAGGGGCUUCCAGUCUUCCAGCCUUUCAGCACUGCCUUGUCAUCUUAAACAUCUUGUUGCAAGACAUCGUGUUCCUAACAGCAGUUUUCUCCUUGUCUCAUGAGAACUCAGAAGCUAAGCAAGGCAAGGCUUGGUCAUUCCUGGGAGACCUCAAAGAAAAACAGGUUGCUACUCACCUCACCUCAUCGCUACUUGCUGUAGCUUUUCUUUCUUCCUUCGGCUCUUCCAUGCUCUAUGGCUAUAACCUGGCUGUGGUCAACUCGCCAGCAGAGUACAUUAAAGACUUUUACAACCGCUCCGUUGUGAAUCGUAAUGGCAGCGGCCUGAGUGAGGAGUCCCUGACGCUGAUGUAUUCUCUGACGGUGUCAGUGUUUGCCAUUGGGGGCCUGCUGGGCUCCUUGCUAGUGGGCGUGCUGGUUACGAAGUUUGGAAGGAAAGGGACACUAGUGAAAUCCACAACACUAGUGUUCAUUUCAGGGGCUCUGAUGGGCUUCAGUCGGAUCUGUGGCUCUCCGGAAAUGGUUAUUAUUGGACGUUUCAUUACUGGGAUACAUUCAGGGAUUUCUCUGAGUGUGGUACCCAUGUACCUGGGAGAGAUUGCUCCAAAGAAUCUGCGAGGUUUCCUGGGUCUCAUGCCCAGCAUCUUCAUCUGUGUGGGUGUUUUCAUGGCUCAGGUCCUGGGUCUCCAUGAGCUGCUUGGAAAGGAAGAGCACUGGCCCCUGUUCCUCUCCCUUGUGGUAGCUCCCACUUUCAUUCAGCUGUUACUUCUGCCCUGGUUCCCCGAAAGUCCUCGAUAUCUGCUGAUAGAGAAGCACAAUGUCCACGCCACUAUCACAGCCCUGAAAUGGUAUCGUGCCAAGUGUAACAUCCAGGCAGAAAUUGAGGAGAUGCAGGAGGAGCAGCGCUCUCUCUCCACAGUGAACACUGUGUCAGUGUGGCACCUUAUUCUGGACACCUCUGUGCGCUGGCAGGUCGUCUCCAUCGUCGUCAUCAACAUUGGCAUGCAGCUGUCUGGCAUCGAUGCAAUCUGGUUCUACACUAAUGCCAUUUUUGAGAAUGCUGGGAUUCCCAGGCCUCAGAUUCAGUACACAACAGUGGGAACAGGAGCAAUCGAGGUCAUCGCAGGACUUAUAGGGUGUUUCACCAUUGAAAGGCUCGGGAGGCGACCAUUAAUGAUUGGUGGCUUCAGUUUCAUGGGAAUCUGCUGCGCAGGGAUCACGAUUUCCUUGGUCUUACAGACCUAUCUGUCCUUCAUGCGCUAUGUCAGCGUGGCCUGUGUGGUGGGAAUCAUCGCAGGGUUCUGCAUUGGUCCAGCCGGUGUGCCUUUCCUGAUGACGGCCGAACUGUUCAAGCAGUCCCACCGCCCUGCGGCCUACAUCGUGGGCGGCUCGCUCAACUGGAUCUCCAACUUCACUGUCGGCUUCGUCUUCCCCUUCCUGCAAAUGUCCGCUGGAGCUUUCUGCUACCUGAUUUUCUGUGGGAUCUGUCUCUCGGUGGCGGGCUAUGUCUACUUCAUUAUCCCCGAGACUAAGAACAAGACCUUCAUGGAGAUAAGUCAGAUGUUUUCCUCCAAAGAACCUGUCAUCCAACCUCUGGUGCAAAGCAGCCCUGAUCAGCUGAAGCUCAAGAAGAUGAACAGUUAUGGCGCUCUGGAAAAUGGCUUCCUGGAAUUUGACAGUUCCAUGUCCUUCCCCUGAGACUGGAAAGAAAGAAGGAUGUCAUCGCUUGAGAAUCUAUUGUUGAUGAGUACUCAAAUGUGGCAAACUACACGUGUUUUUUUUUCUUCUUGUUGUUUUCAAACACUGUUGGUUUUUUUUUUGCAGUAAUCGGCACAUGAUGUCACAUCACAUUCCACUGAGUUUCUGAUUUCUGUAGCUAAAUUGAGUACAUAAACUGGACUGAAGUAUUUUAGAAACUUCCAGCUAAAACUUGACAGAUUGUGACCUUUUUUGGAGCUCACACUUUUACCAAUGUUUUACUAAACUUUGUUAGAAAGAAGAUAAGAAGAUCAUUUAUAGUAAACUAUUUCAAAGUAGUGUUAAACUCUUAACAGUCCUUCUACUGGGGCAUGUCUUUUUAGCAUUCUGAUUUCUAUGAUAAAAAGGAGUUUAUGUGUCUUUCCAGUGAAACAGAGCUGAACAAAUUAAUCCAGUCAAGUGAAAAUAAGGCUGGAACUGAAAAAAAUAAUGGAAUAAACACAUAUAAAAUGUAUCUGAGUGUCAUAAGAGUCUGAGGGUACUGAAACAUGUGGCUUAUUCCAGAAAUAAGUACAUUAUCUCCUUGACAUGUAAUAACGAAUUUGAUUUUUUUAAAUUAUACUGUAUAUGAGCUUUUCUGUAUGACAGUGCCACCAAUAAAGAUGAUACAGCUUGUGAAACUUCA
Messenger RNA from Lepisosteus oculatus (spotted gar), 2697 nucleotides. The record is from RefSeq and is a predicted model, not a curated record. Lineage: Eukaryota; Metazoa; Chordata; Actinopteri; Semionotiformes; Lepisosteidae.